CCGAUCUCAAUAUACGCGAUACCCCAGCCCACAUCUUUUGAAGGCGAGAUAUAUUCUCUUGGACUAUAUCGGCCCAGAUGCUGAAACCAUGUUGUCAAAUUCUUGGAACCGGCACCUAGGCGAUCCAGUGUGGAGGAAUUCCUGUAUAAAGGCCUUGCACAGGCUAUUUUGACCCUGGCUCGUGUCCCGUUGCCGCGGAUAGAAUCCUUUACAUUUCACGACGACGGGCCCCUCUCCCUUACAAACCGGCCUUUUUCUUGCUAUAUCGUGAUCUUAGAAAACGACGGUGUACCCAGAGCAAUGGACAGAGACCAAACGUACACCACAUCUGAGUCCUACAUCUCGGACCUCUUGACCUACCAUGAUUUACGCUUUCUCCAUCAGCCGAACGCGGUCAAUAAUGGGGAUGGUGGCCGGGAACUGAUAGUCUCAAAGACAAUGCUACGAGCAACUGGGCAUCAUUAUUUGCUCGGAGCUCCGAAACGGCCAUUUGUACUAGGUCUGACCGAUCUGCACCAAAGUAACUUGUUCGUCGACGAGGACUGGAACAUCAAAUAUCUCAUCGGCCUGAAAUGGGUGUGCUCCCUCCCUAUUGAGAUGCGCGGCGCUCUGUACUGUUUAUGGGGGCACGACCUCGACGAUAUCAUCGGCGCGAAUCUAGAAGAAUACGUCAUAGUACGGGACGAGUACAUGCGGAUCUUUGAGGGCAAAGAGGAAGCGCUCUCGCCGAAGUUACAAUAUGGCUUGUCACUUGCCCAGGUCACGCAGUCAGUGUGGGAGAAGGGUUGGGUUUGGUAUUGUCUGUCGUUGACGUCUGUGAAUGGGAUGUGCAUCCUCUUUGAUCAAUACGUUUGCAGGAAAUACCAUCCCUUCCCGCUGACCAAGGAAAUGGAUACAGUCGUUUCCUGAUUCUGGUCGCAGAACUCGGAAACGAUCCUCGAUGGGAAAAUUGCAGAUAAGAUGAAGUAUGAUCAGGAACUGCAAGAGUUGUUCUCUAGAAACUGAAAGCACGAGCGGAAGAGUGAUGCCGUUUCAUCGGAGAGCUGAUUUCAUGCUGAGGAUGUAUGCCUGUCUGUGGAGGACUUGCUAGUCUACCUGUGGCAUGAAUACUGGAUACAUCGUGAUGGGUCUUGGGAAAGCCUCAUAUCGUUCCUAGACGGCGCAUUACUUCUCCUCUCCCUCUCCUUUACCUUCCCGUCUUUUUUAACGUGUUCAUCACCCGACCCCUUCCCUCGCCAUUUCCUA
Messenger RNA from Eremomyces bilateralis CBS 781.70, 1245 nucleotides. RefSeq lists its product as uncharacterized. The record is from RefSeq and is a predicted model, not a curated record. The transcript has a single exon. Lineage: Eukaryota; Fungi; Ascomycota; Dothideomycetes; Eremomycetales; Eremomycetaceae. The coding region runs from base 301 to 909 and encodes 202 amino acids.